AUGGCAGACAGUGUUGUGAGUUUCCUGUUGGAGAACCUGACUCAGUUGCUUACCCAAGAAUCAAAAUUGCUACGUGGAGUUGAGGAUCAAGUCAGGUCACUUAAGAACGAACUGUCUCUGAUCAACCUCUUCCUCCAAAAAACUGAAGGCAAACGACAAGACGAAUUGGUGAAGGAGGUAGUCAGCCAAAUUAGGGACGUAGCCUAUGAGGCUGAGGAUGUUGUUGAUACAUACAUCAUUACCGUGGCAGAGCACAGGAGAAGAAGCAAGCUGAGGAAGUUAAUCCCUUCAUGUGACCGAGCAAUUACAUUUCACGAGGUUGCAAGCAAGAUAGAGAGCAUCAAGACCAUCAACAAGGAAAUUAACGACAAUAGGAGCAAGUACGGCAUAGAAAUUGCGGAAUCAUCCGGAGGAGAUGCAGAAGCAGAGGAGAUACUGCACAGGCGCAGGAAACAUGUUGAGGAAGAUCAAGUAGUGGGCUUCGCUCAUGACGCUGAGGUAUUGAUGAAGGAGCUUAUGGAAGGGAGUUCGCAACGGAAUAUUGUUUCAAUCAUUGGCAUGGGCGGCUUAGGCAAAACCACUCUUGCUAAGAAGAUCUACAACAACAAUGAUGUCAAGAAUUAUUUUGAUUUCCGUGGGUGGGUUUAUGUCUCUCAAGAAUAUAGAAUCAGAGAGCUGUUGCUUGAAAUUUUGAAGGGACUGACAACACUGCCAAGAGUGAUGUUUAGAGCUGAAUUGAAAGAGGAAUUACUCCAUGGGUUGGAAGAUAAGUGUAGCUCGAAUAAGAAUAAAGUGAAAGGGACACUGACUGAAGAUUUGAAACGUUUCAAAGAAAUGAAUGAUGAAGAAUUCAGAAAGGCAUGGUUUGAGUUCUUGGAAGGCAUGCAAGAGCAUAAUGAUUUGAAAAUUUUAUUGUCAGGUUUCGUGCAAGAUUUUUACAAGAAGAAUGGUGUUAAGUUGCAAGAUAUGACAGAUGAUGAAUUGAGAAGUGUGUUGCAUGAAAGCUUAGAAGACAGGAGGUACUUACUUGUCAUGGACGACAUCUGGAAAACUGAGGUAUGGAAUGAGGUAAGUACUGCCGUUCCAAAUAACUCAAAUGGGAGUAGAAUAUUGAUCACUAGCCGAAUAAAAGAAGUAGCAUUACAUGCAACUACUGUUAAUAAUAGUGUUCCUCCUAUUCCCCCUUAUGAACUCCCAUUUCUUAAUGAAGAUAAAAGUUGGGAACUCUUCUCUAAAAAGGUAUUUUGGGAAGGUACUUGUCCUCCAGAACUAGAAACACUAGGUAGACAACUUGUGAAAAGUUGUGAUGGUUUACCACUUGCUAUUGUGGUAUUGGGAGGUUUUUUGGCGAGUAAGGAGAAAACACAUCGAAUAUGGUCAAAAUAUAUUGGCCAUGUCAAUUCGUAUCUAACUGAGGAUAGAUCAAGUUGUAUAGACAUAUUGGCUCUAAGUUACAAUCACUUACCCCGCCGCUUGAAACCAUGCUUUCUAUAUUUUGGUAUCUAUCCAGAAGACUUUGAGAUACCAGUGAGGCAACUAAUUCAACUUUGGAUAGCCGAGGGAUUCAUACGGCAAAUUGGGAAUAGAAAUAUAGAGGAUGUUGCUGAAGACUACUUGGAGGAACUCAUUAAUCGAAGCCUGAUUCAAGUGGCAACGAAAAGGCUAGAUGGAGGAGUCAAAACAUGUCGUAUCCAUGAUCUUCUACGAGACCUCUGUAUGUCGGAGAGUUCUGAAGAGAAGUUUCUUGAGGUUCAUUCAAAUGUUAACCUUUCACCCAUAGGCAAAUCUCAUAAAAUUUCCAUCCACUAUGGCAAUAAUCCAUACAUUUCUUCCAGCCCUUGUAAGCCUUCAAAUAGUCGCUCUAUAAUAGUUUUCAAGGGGGUUGUUGAGCAUGAGUGUCCUGUUGAUAAAAGCUACUUGAAAUGGAUUUGCAAAAGUAACAAGUUGGUUCGGGUGGUAGAGCUCAGUAAUAUGGGCAUUUGUUGCUUAAUCUCCAAGGGAAUUGAAAAGCUGGUCCUACUGAGGUACUUAAGCAUUUCGUCUGGUGAGCUUCAUGUCAUUCCAAAUUCCAUAUGCAACCUUUGGAAUCUAGAGACGUUGGACAUGAGAAAAUCUACAGUGAAAACAAAAUGCUUGCCCAAGGGGAUAUGGAAGUUACAAAGAUUAAGACAUUUGUACCUGGAUGGGCCAACAUCUCUACCUAGAACUAAAAAAAAUACAGCGGCUUUACCCAAUCUUCAAGUCCUUACUGGUAUAGCUAUAAAUGAAGACACUGAGAGUCACUUUGCCACGGCCAGAUUUCCUAAUCUAAGAAAAUUAGGAUUGUAUUCUUCAAGAUGGGUAGAGUCAGGGAUUUUGUCAAGCCUCCGUCCCUUGUGUCAUCUACAAACUUUGAAGAUUUAUCAUCUUCAUGAGAUUUCGUCAAGUCGUACUUCAAUUUUGUUGACCCUCACAAAAAUAACCUUAGUAGAUUUAGCCUUAGUAGAUUCAGCCUUCAUGGGAGUGUUGGGUAGCCUUCCCAAACUUCGAAUACUCAAAGUAAUUGGAAGAGCUGCCGUUGACUAUGAAUUCGUCAGUAAUGUCCUCAAUUGCGAUGAAAGAAGUUUUCAGCAACUUGAAGUCUUUAAAAUGGCAAGGCUGGACUCUGUUGAAUGGAAAUUAGCGCAAGGUGCAAUGCCAAACCUUCAACGUUUGGUCAUCGAAAAGACCUUAUUUAUGCUCCCGGACGAACUAUGGUGCUUGAGUGCCUUGCGGGAUGUGGAAGUUUUACAUCCCGGUCCAGAAUUGGCAAAGAGGCUUCGACAGUUGCAGAUGAGGGAUGGAUGUAAGCUCCGUGUCUAUCCACCUCUCGACCGAGAGAUUAGACGUUUUACAUCCCAAUCCACAUUUGGCAGUGAGGUUUCGACAGUUGCAGAAGAGGGAUGGAUGUAA
Messenger RNA from Quercus lobata, 2931 nucleotides. Its product is annotated as disease resistance protein RPP13-like. Lineage: Eukaryota; Viridiplantae; Streptophyta; Magnoliopsida; Fagales; Fagaceae. Gene Ontology annotation, biological process: defense response to other organism. The transcript has a single exon. Gene Ontology annotation, molecular function: ADP binding. The record is from RefSeq and is a predicted model, not a curated record. Bases 1 to 2931 code for a protein of 976 amino acids.